CGCAGGCCCGGCCGCCCCGCUGCGGCUCCGCCCCGGGCGCGUCACGGGAGCCGGGCCGGGGUCCGGGCUGGCGGCGGCGGCGGCUGGCGCGGGUCAGUUGGCGAACCAGAGAACUCUACUGAACAGUGCUGCUGAGGAGACUGUCUUCUCCCGGUCACCAUGUCCCCUGAGAUCGUUGCAGGGGAUUCUAGCGGUGCCCUGACAGACCCAGCUGAGCCUGGAGCAUGUUACACACUGGCCUGAAUCCCCAAGAAAGCUGCCAUGGCAGAGUGGGACCGAGAGGCCCCCGAGCGAUGCUGCUCCUACCACACAGUGCAGAGGAGGCUCCCUGUCCUCAGGUGGCUGCCCCAGUAUUCUCUGCAGUGGCUGCAGCUCGAUCUCAUCGCUGGCGUGACCGUGGGCCUGACUGUCGUGCCACAAGCGCUGGCCUAUGCCGAGGUGGCCGGCCUGCCAGUUCAGUACGGUCUUUAUUCCUCCUUCAUGGGCUGCUUUGUCUACUGCCUUCUGGGGACCUCAAAAGAUGUGACGCUGGGUCCAACGGCCAUUAUGUCGCUGAUGGUCUCUUCCUAUGCGUUCCAUGACCCUGCCUAUGCCAUUCUGCUGACCUUCCUGUCAGGCUGUAUCCAGCUAGCCAUGGGUCUCCUGAACCUCGGUUUCCUACUAGACUUUGUUUCCUGCCCCGUCAUUAAAGGGUUUACCUCGGCCGCUUCAGUCACCAUUAGCUUCAACCAGGUCAAGAACAUCCUGGGGCUGCACAACAUUCCACGACAGUUUUUCCUGCAGGUGUAUCACACCUUCCAAAGAAUCGGGGAGACCAGGGCUGGGGAUGCUCUCUUGGGGCUGGUCUGCCUGGCAGUGCUUAUGGGGCUCAGGGCAAUGAAAGGCCACAUCCCCAGGAUCCGUCGGGUGGAGCUGUUGUCCGUCAGGAUCAGUCGUCUUAUCAUCUGGGCCACAGCAACAGCUCGCAAUGCACUUGUGGUCCUGUUUGCUGGCCUGGUCGCCUACUCCUUCCAGGGGAUGGGCUCCCAGCCGUUCACCCUCACUGGGGCGACACCCCAGGGGCUCCCUCCCUUCCAGCUGCCGCCUUUCUCCAAGGCCGAAGCCAACAGCACCGUGCCCUUCAGCGAGAUGGUGCAGGACCUGGGAGCUGGACUGGCUGUGGUGCCGCUCAUGGGUCUGAUGGAGACCGUCGCUAUUGCCAAGGCCUUCGCGUCGCAGAACAAUUACAGAAUCGACCCCAAUCAGGAGCUGCUGGCGAUGGGCCUCACCAACCUCCUGGGCUCCUUCGUCUCCUCCUACCCCGUCACUGGCAGCUUUGGGCGGACAGCGGUGAAUGCACAGACGGGCGUGUGCACCCCAGCAGGGGGGCUGAUAACAGGGACCCUGGUCCUGCUCUCUCUGGCCUACCUGACCUCGUUCUUCUAUUACAUUCCCAAAGCGGCUCUGGCUGCUGUCAUCAUUUGUGCCGUGGCUCCUAUGUUUGACGCCAGGAUCUUCAGGACACUGUGGCGGGUUAAACGUACGGGCACCACGAGCAACCUGCUUUGCAUGCCUGCCUGGGGCUCCAUCUCAUCCCCGCAGAGGGCGAAUUCCUGCUCUUUUCAUGGGUUGGACCUUGUGCCGCUGUGUGUGACGUUUCUGCUCUGCUUCUGGGAGGUUCAGUAUGGCAUCAUGGCCGGCAUGCUGGUCUCCGGCGUUCUCCUGCUCUAUACCAUUGCCAGGCCCCGGAUCAAGCUAUCAGAGCAGGGGGUGCUUCUCAUGCAGCCUGCGAGUGGUCUGCAUUUUCCCGCUGUUGAGUCCCUCCGAGAUGCCAUGCACAGAUGGGCUCUGGCAGUGUCUCCACCACGCUGUGUCAUCCUGGACUGCACCCAUGUCAGCAGCAUGGAUUAUACUGUGGUGAUGGGAUUGGCAGACCUGCUGCAGGAGUUCCAGAAGAGGGGCGUCACCCUGACCUUCUUUGGCUUGCAGGGCCAUGUUCUCCAAGUCUUGCUGUCUGCAGAUCUGGAGGGAUUCCAACAUUUCCCCAGCCUGGAGGAGGCGGAGAAGGGCCAUGGAGCAGAACUGGAUGACAGGAGCCGAGUCCUGCUUCACAGCACCAGCGAGAACAUGCUGCCAGCGUCAGGGCUCAUCCAGUGAGGAUUGGCAACCUCUGCCCUUUUGCCCUCCUUGCCUCAGACUGGCAUCUCCUGGAUGCUCUGGAGAAUGGACAUGUGCCACCACCUCUCCCCUGCCCUGUGUAGUUCCUAGUGCACUUUAAGGCAAUACAGCUGUGGAGAGGGGGACACUCUCACUGGUGAUGCUAUCUGGUGAGGGGAUGAAAAGCCCACUGGGCUUGUUUCUCCAUUGCUGUGUCCCAGGGAGCACUGAGCCAUCUGACGUUGUAGGAGCAGGUUGUUAGCUGGUGGUGGGAAGCUUAGUGUUUCCUGGGGAUAGCACUGCCCCCCCCAGGGGAAGGGGACAUUGCCUUUUAGGGCCCCUUGUGGCCUCCAUGGUUUAGGUUUCCACUGAAUCGCCCUGGCUUUUGGGGAAGGUGGUGGUGGCAGCGGGAUGGGGUGGAGGGCAUUUGAAUAUCAGGGGACAAUUGGAGCAGGGAUUGGCAGUGGAGAAUCCAGCCAAGCCCCCGAUGGUCUAUGCAGGCUGCACGGGGAAUAUGGGCAUUACGGAUGCUGGGUCAGAUUGAGACCUGGCAUGAGCGGAUGCAGCCAUGCUGUGGCCCAAUGCCUGUCGAGUCUGGCUGGGCUCUCUGGCCAGAGCUGAUCUAGGGGGCUUAGUGAGGGCUCUAGAACUUGAGUGACAUUAUGGACAAGGAAAUCAAGAAAGGGAAUUAUGGGGGUGACAUGGUCUGCAAAGGAGUGGAGGAAGCCCAGCAGCGUCUGGGUGGGAGAACUGGGCUUUGUAGGAGGUGCUUUGGGGCACCAGGAUGCAGAUUCCUCAGUUUACAGGUAGCUUUUAGCUAUCACCAGCAAUAGGAAACAAGCUGCCCACUCCAUGCACUGCACCCUCUGCAGUGCUCAUCAUCCCACCUGCCUGAUAUCCCACACACCAUCCCGGUUCCAGACACAACUCCGCACAUUCCUGAGUCUGCAGGCAUUGCACGCUGGAUCAGCCCCAAGGUCCGUCCCGACGAGUAUCCCAUCUCCAGCAGUGGCCAGUACCAGACGCUUCAGAGGAAGGUGUGGGAUAAUCUGCCCCCCUUGGGAAAUCUCCUGACUCCCGAUGGAGGUUGGCUGGUGGAGGUUCUCUUCCCAAACUCUGCUUUUAGUAUUUAUUGUUACAACCCUGCAUCUUGUUGUUGUUCAUAUCAAUGUCCAACACCCCUUUGAAUUAUAGCCUUUCUCUGUUAACGCAGCAUUUCAAGGAUACAGUAGCUGUCCUCCGUGACCAAGGACAUGUCUCUCAGCUCUAGGAAUCAGGGUGAUACCUGUUCAGGCCACUGGGAGGAGAGUUUUGAGAAUUUCAUUUGUAACCUAGACCUCUUGGUUUAGGAUUUUUCUAUAAAGCUGCCGCAUUCAGCCCACCAGCGUUGGGGCUGAGCUGGUAUGCUGCCCUAGCAUGGCUUUGAAGCUGCUAUCCAAGGCUUCAGAAUCUAAUUUCCUUUGAAAAGUAAGUCUCUAGCUGCUGCAGUUGGGGGAAAACCUCACCAAUGUGAGAUUAGUGUAACUGAAUCUGCAAAGAGCCUUCCUGGAACACUAGCUCUGAGGGGUGAACUGCUCUGCUCAGCUGGGAGCGGCUGUUAACUCGGGUGUCAGGUGAGGAUAAUUUAAAUGUCACCAUUGUUAACUAUUCCAGUCCCCGUGUAAGGAAGGAGGUGGAGGGGCAAAGCUCUGCACAAUGCACUGGGGGUGAAUUGUGGUGCAUUGGGGAGAGUCUGUCACUUAUUGUUCUUCCCCAAUCCAGAAUGAGCUGAGCCCAGCAGAGCCUCUCGGCACCUACAAGCCGGAGGAGCCCAGCUGAAAUGUUAAGUGUUUGCACAAUCUGCUGUGCAUGCUGUCUUCUUCUGGCCACUCAUGUGGGAGCAGCUUAUUUUUUGGG
Molecule: messenger RNA, 4032 nt
Organism: Dermochelys coriacea (leatherback sea turtle)
Lineage: Eukaryota; Metazoa; Chordata; Testudines; Dermochelyidae
Gene: SLC26A11
Product: solute carrier family 26 member 11
Exons: 18
Coding region: 262-2136 (624 amino acids)
Biological process (GO): transmembrane transport
Cellular component (GO): membrane
Molecular function (GO): secondary active sulfate transmembrane transporter activity
Source: RefSeq, a predicted model, not a curated record